Fusarium oxysporum Fo47 is the source of this 3393-nucleotide messenger RNA. RefSeq lists its product as uncharacterized. The record is from RefSeq and is a predicted model, not a curated record. The transcript is spliced from 5 exons. The coding region runs from base 1 to 3393 and encodes 1130 amino acids. NCBI's taxonomy places the organism in Eukaryota, Fungi, Ascomycota, Sordariomycetes, Hypocreales, Nectriaceae.
AUGAGCCGGGAUGACUACACUCCACGGGGCCUAUCCGACCCGGAGUCCCAUCUUGAUCUUGCCGGCCAACGUCAGCGACCUCAGGUUGAUACAGGCACUGGGUCGGAGGCAGUUGUACCGUCACCAAACCAUCAAGGUCGACACGUUACUCUCAAUGCCAUUGUCGAGGUCGAUAUGCUGCGGCGCAAACUUCGUGCCCUCGAAAAUCUUGUCGAACGUUACGUCUGUGGCGAAUAUAUCGAGUCAUAUCUAAUUCUCACUUUUGUAGGCAUUUCAUCACACAUCCCCUCUCUUUCUGAAGCUGAAGAAGCGCGGGCUCUCCAGUACCGUUGUGAAUGCCUCGAAGCUGCAUGUAAGCAACAGAACAUGGACGUUGCCCGCGCUCUAAAAGGCUCAUCUCCAUUUCCACCACCUCAAGAAUAUACAUCAUGGCUCGAUCAUCAUCUUGCGCAUCAUGAUCGAGUAACACACUCUUUCCCCUCAGCGGCUUCUACUUCUAUUACCAACUUCUCGAGGGCACCGUUUAAGUGUUGGCAUGAACAAUGCAUCCACUAUGUCUAUGGAUUCUCGACGCAUCUAGAACGUGACAAUCACCUUCGACUGCACUUAACGAAGAAUGCAAGUGAAUCUGGAUCAUUUGUGCCAGCCCAGAGCUCUUCGAAUAUUUCCGAAAUACCAGAGACGGGCGGCGGUGCUCUGCCUCGGGACCGGUUGCCGCCUAUUCAACCUCCAACCACACUCGUAACGACUAACCUCCCUCCUCUGCCAUUCCCGACACCCUCAACCGCCUCCACAGCGACGACAAGAAGGGACCACAGCUCAAGCUUCUCCUUCUCAGACCCCAAAACUGCGCUGUCAAGAAGCGGCGAGGAAACCACAUCUGACCCACAGCUGCCUCCUCUUAAAAGAGCUCGCGUCGGACAUGAUCGUCUGAAGUCAAUAGGAGAGCUGAAGCUGCUCCACAACAAUGACCCGUGUCUUCGAUGUCGAGCUUCGAACAGACCGUGCGACGCAAAUAACCCCUGUUCCCGAUGUUCGGGGAUGCCGUCAUCCGAGUCCGAGGCACAUUGGAGUAUCUUAGGAUGUUAUCGUGGAUCAGUGACUUCUCUUGUUGAUGUUUUGCUUCAAGGAUCGUUCGCCUGGUCACAACCUCAAACACCGCUAACACCCUCUUAUCCUCGGCGAGGGAGCAUCAACGACCAAAUACUCGCUCAGAACCCCACUUUGUCGGCCGUAAAAAGACCUGCCUGGAGGCUUGAUUUUCAGGAUACUUUUUGGUGGCAGGAUGGAGAGCCUGGCCUUGACGAGCGUAUUAACCAGCCUCUAGGUCCUGGGUACCACGAUCAAGGGACACCGCCACCUGUCCUGCAGCUCAUUGCUUCUAGCCCAAGUUUCCGGGGUGCUGCCUUUGAUCUUCUGGAGCUGUUGAGUGCCAGCGGUCAACUUUCGAUGUCCCGGGAAGAGGAACAGACGACACAUCCCUCGCUUUUUCGCGUGAAGCAACUCUUGCGCGAAAUCAUAUUUUACGAUACCUCUCAGCCAAGUCAGUUACUACGGAGCGAGGGCACCUAUCUUCCGCGCACGCCUGUCGAUCGUCGCCCGUCUACCGAGCGCAAUGUUUCCUUGAGGGAGUGCACACGACGGUACUUGAUCUCUUUGGAUUUCGCAACUUCUAUUUUACCUACUAUGGGCCUAAGGCAAUGGCUAGGGGUUUUCAUUUCGAUCUGCAUCUUUAGUGCUGUUAACACCAUAUUGGUUGACAUUGCCUUGUCGUUUCAGGGAAGCGAUCCAUCGCAGGCCAGCACAACACCCACGGAACGACCUGACCAAGUCAUUCGAAGUGUCUACCAAGCUUUGGUCUCUCUAUUCGCCGCUUCAAAUGAUCCUUUAUCUAAUGUGUCUGAGCUCGAAGACCCCAUUGCCCGUAACGUUGCAAGAAUCAUCCGUCGGGAUCAGUGGCCACCACGGCAUUUAUUCUCGAGCUUUGAUUUUCUCAUGAAUCUCGGUAUGGGGGAAAUCCCUAAUUCUGGUUUCAACGGCUUUGUUUUACCCAGAAGGCAAUCGUUAGAUUUAAGGGGCUCAAGGGGUUUCCCCACAGCACAACUAGAGAGUACGACAAGACAGCAUUACCUGAAGUCUACGCCAUCCCUUAGUUCAGCAGGUCCAUCGUCACAAUACAUACCUUCUGGAUCGCGGUCGGAUUUUCCUUUACUUGGCCAGUUCUCAGUGCCAGGUGAUGUUGGAGGACGCACCCGCAGACAUACGAUAGGUGACGAUGUGUCACCACGCCUAGAAUCCCGGCGACUUUCGGGUGAACCAAUCUCCCCGUCAAGGCUAAAACCACCUUCUCGCCGAACUUCUUUGCGCCGCGUGUACUGCGACAAGUGUAAUGAGCAUCCAGAUGGCUUCCGUGGUGACCACGAGUUACGCCGCCAUAUAGAUGCCAAACAUUCGGCCACGGUCAAGCGAUGGGUUUGCAAAGAACCCAAGAACCAAAUGCCUUCUGCCCCUCAACCAGUGAUUCCAUUGUCAAGAUGCAAAGCAUGCCUGGCACAAAAGCGCUAUGGCGCAUAUUAUAACGCUGCUGCACACCUUCGCCGCGCACACUUCCGACCUCAUCGAGUGGGUAAAGCUAGUGGUGACUGGCCAUCCAUGAGCAUUUUGAAGGACUGGAUGCGAGAAGUGCGCCAAUCGGUUGAUGUUCCAGAAGAACAUAUCUCCAGCGGUGAAGACGACUUGGAUGAGUAUCCAACACCCGCUGACUACAGAGAUCCGAUACCGCAACAAGUCCCCGCGAUUCCCGAUGCAUUACCAGCAGUUUCUGCCUUAGGUCCAUUACUUUCGUCGAGUUCUAUCGAGCCAUCAAUACCGAUCGAACGAGCAAGUCCGUCUCGAAGGCCUACUGAAAAUCGCACCAGGUGCCCUCAUCCGGAUUGUGGUCGUGAGUUUCGUGACCUGGCCUCUCACAUGCUUACACACCAAGAAGAGCGGCCUGAAAAAUGCCCUAUUGUAACAUGCGAAUACCACACGAAAGGAUUCGCGCGCAAGUACGACAAGAACCGCCACGCUCUUACUCAUUAUCGUGGAACGAUGGUGUGCCCAUUCUGUCCUGGUGUUGGCAGCCCCUUCGAAAAAGUCUUCACUCGUGCUGAUGUCUUCAAACGGCACCUAACUGCUGCCCAUCAAGUUGACCAGACAGGCCAUAGCAGCGGCCACCGGCUACCAGGGGGCGAUGAUCCUGUAGGCACGAAAGCAAGGUGCUCCAUAUGCAAGAACGGGUUUGGUACUGCGCAAGACUUCUAUGAACAUCUAGAUGACUGUGUGCUUGGCGUAAUUGUGCCAACUACAAAUACAUCAAGUCAGCCAACCCGGCUGCAAGGAUCUCCCCAAUAA